Molecule: messenger RNA, 1392 nt
Organism: Cylindrotheca closterium
Lineage: Eukaryota; Bacillariophyta; Bacillariophyceae; Bacillariales; Bacillariaceae
Source: the annotation of a GenBank genome assembly
AUGGCAGCUGACAUUGUCGAUAGUAUUCCAGGAGCUGAAAGCUUUGGCUCUUCGAUCAAGCAAGCAACAAUCCCUCUUGGUAAUCGGGUCGAACUAGCCGAGCUCUUCUCCUUCCCGAAUCAUUCAUCACAUCAACGAUCUCCUGCCACCAAUAGCAAUGACAGUAGUCAUGCCCAAGAAAGCGUGGACGCAAAGGAACAGCACAACACUGAAAUGUCACUGGAACAAACCAUCCAGCAUUACUUGACCUCUUCCAUUCUUCGUGAUGGUUAUUCCGAAUCCUCAAUUCACAUUGCCAAAUCCAAACCAAAAAUUGGUAUCGAUAUGAGCAACAAGCACGAUUACAGCAACAACAACGACGACCAAUUAUACGCAUCCAUAUCUGGAAACGCUGCCGUGUCAUAUUCCCAAGCACUCCCUCAAUUCCUGAAAAUUGGUAAACUAGGACUGCAAGCUUGUCAACAAGCCCAAGCGGAUGGUCUGUGGAGGGAAAACUGGCGAUUCUUCUUGCCCUUGGGAUUGCCCCUGACUCGGCACUGGACGGUAGAACUCUUGCAUUUUCCACCCAGUUACACCUUGGAAGAGGACCAAGAUUAUUUGGCUUCACGAUCGACUCAGCGUUGGAAGCAGCUGUUGACCGUCAACAACAGUGAUGAAAAUAAACAAACAACAAAGACUGUGCAGCCCGAUUUGGUGUCAUUGAGUCCGAAAGACGAUGACCAAAAAGGAGAUGAACCAACCGAUCGAUUCCAGGCGAUCAUCGACAUUGUCCCGAUCGCGGCGCCAUCAUCAGAUGGCAAGAAUAUGAAGGAUGUGUACACAUAUUUCCAGGACUACAUUAGUGCAAGUUUAGCGUUUUGGGCCUCCAACACCACAACUACUGGUGGACAAGAAGAUUCGACACAAAAAGCCAAGCCGAUCAUUGCAUUUGGCUGGCCAGUAAAGUGUUGGGUGGAAGCUAAUCAAGCACAGCAUCAUUGCAAAAAUGUUUACCCAACGUCAACGACCCUCAAGAACAAUGAGGAGGAAAACGGCAGCGACACUUUAUCCUUGGAAGUCCUCAGCCUUACUCGCAUACCCAUUGAGACUACUGACAACAACCAUGCUUCGUCCACGCAAGUGCUAAUUGCCAAUCAUCCGAGCUAUUUGUACAAUGCUGGAAAACGAAUGACAUCCAAUACAAUAAGAUCUUUGGGAGAAGACGAGUGUACUCUUCUUGAGAAAAUCAUGAUUCAAGAUCUCAUUGCCGCUAGGUGGCAAGUAAGGAUGGGAUUGGAGCCGAGCCAAGAUCCAGAUAGAAUUCUACAGGAAUGCUGUGAAUUUUGGAGAGAUGCGUCUAGCUUGGAAGAGAUUCAUGCGCUGAUCAACGCACAGGCAUUCAUUUUGCAAUAG